Molecule: messenger RNA, 1752 nt
Organism: Physella acuta
Lineage: Eukaryota; Metazoa; Mollusca; Gastropoda; Physidae
Product: kelch-like protein 26
Molecular function (GO): protein binding
Source: RefSeq, a predicted model, not a curated record
AUGAACACACCAGAAAUCUGUACAGAAAUCAUUAAAUGCCUAAAGAAUAUAUGGGCUGAUCAAUUAUUGUUGGACUUUACAAUCAAGAUACAAGAUGACACAAUCACAUGUCAUAAGCUCGUUCUUGCGGCCUGCUCUGAAUUUUUCCAAGCAUUGUUUCGAUCAGGAAUGAGGGAGGUCACAGAAAACUGCGUUGUGUUAAAAGAUGUUUCCUAUGAAAUAUUUCAGUUGAUUCUGAAAACACUUUACACAGGUGUCAAUGUUUUAACGUUGGAUAAUUUCAUUCACGUUUGGAGGGCUGUGCACAUGUUGCAGAUCAACUUUAUGGUACAAAUGUGUGAAGGAUUUGCUAUAGCAUCUGUUAAAAUUGAUAAUUGGGAAAACAUAUACACAGUAGCAAAACAUUUAGGCUCAACUACUGUGCUUGAUAAUCUUCAUAGGUUCAUGCUAAGAAACUUUGAUCAAAUAAGUCUUUCAGCAACAUAUCUACAACUGUCUUUCAAUGAAGUUAGGGAUUUGGUAAAAAGUCAGGAUCUUUGUGUCAGUAGCGAGGAUUUGGUGUUAGAAUCAGUAAUUCACUGGGCUGAUAUUGCUACUGAGUGUAAUACCGAAUCACGCAUCAACAAAAGAAAAAACAUAAUUGAUGUUGGCAAAAACGGUUGUGGACUGAGAAAGGUAUAUUCUGAUAUCUCGAUUAAUAAUGCAAUGAUUGAAUGUUUUUCAAGGAAAAAUCAGCUGAUAGAACUCGUGAGUUUAGUGAGGACGUAUCUUGUUAGUCCAUCUGUUUUAUCACGCGUCUAUCAACACGAAUUGUGUUCUGAAAAUAAAAACGUAAGGGACAUAAUCGUCAGUGCUUUAUUGUACCAUGCCCAACUUACAAAAGACGGCCAGUGGCCAUCUGCGGCUAUAAACAGAUCCUGUAGUAUCUAUACACACGUCGGGGUCUAUGUAAAAGAUUCCAGACAUUUUAGAGCAAUACGUGCAAGCGAUGAGACUUGGUUCGACUUGCCAAGUUUUAGUGAUUUAAAAGACUGUGUUCAGCUGGUCACGUGGGACGGGGAGCUGUAUGCAACAGGGAAACCACUGAACCGUCCAAACGAAAAUUGUGUCUUGUUUGUGUUUUCCGAAAAUAGCUGGAGAAAAGUUUGCAAUCUUCCUUGUCACAAUUUGUUACUACUUUCUCAUGGACAAUUUAUUUACAUUCUAAACAAAGACGAUAAUGUUAUAUACAUCUUUAAUCCAAGAAAUAUGAAAUUUAAAAAGUGUACACAGUUUGUACCACAGGCUGACGUUAAGCACGCAACCGUUUUUGCAAACUUCCUUCUACUUUUUUGUACUGAAACUCACAACCGGGUUGAAGGCACAGCUGUUCAUCAAUUUGAUCUUUCGUCUAAUGUUUGGACCAAGCUGGACCCUCUGGAUGGACCAGCAGAGCAGUUAAUCAGUUUCAAGAACGACAAACACAGCUACAUAUUACAGACGAAUGGCAGUUUAUGGGUUAUGUCGCAACCGAUUCCCUUGAACGGCAUCGAUUUUAAAUGUAUUUGUAAACUUUGGAACUGCGACAAGAAAUUACACGGAGCAUUGACCUACAACGACAAGCUGAUUAUUUUUGGAAAUGAUCCGUUGAACGAUCCCAAAGGAGCUAAUAAAUUAGUCACAGUUCCUGGACACGUUGGAAAAAUCAAACACUGGGGCCAUGCAUUUAAAAGUUCUAAUUUUGUUCCAGUGACUCUUUUGAAAACAUCGUAA